Ixodes scapularis (black-legged tick) is the source of this 4123-nucleotide messenger RNA. It is a transcript of the gene Nedd4, whose product is annotated as E3 ubiquitin-protein ligase NEDD4. The transcript is spliced from 20 exons. Gene Ontology annotation, molecular function: sodium channel inhibitor activity; ubiquitin protein ligase activity; protein binding. The record is from RefSeq and is a predicted model, not a curated record. Bases 402 to 2786 code for a protein of 794 amino acids. Gene Ontology annotation, biological process: regulation of dendrite morphogenesis; ubiquitin-dependent protein catabolic process. Lineage: Eukaryota; Metazoa; Arthropoda; Arachnida; Ixodida; Ixodidae.
AAUUAUAGGUCGUGCAAUGUUUUCCAGCCUCGAUUAGCCGCCCUGAUCGAUUGCACGGCGCCUGAAAUCGGUGUCUACAGUCUCCGCGACACCUACAACGGAGAGGCGUUCCCAGCAGCUGCUGCUGUUGUUGCCUGCUGGGCAACGUUGCUGCUGUAUCUCGUGGGCAGAGCACUCAUUUCGGAAAUACGUCAUGGCUACACGGAAAUUUGUGCUCACAAGCCGAAGGAGGUGCUAGGAUUAUCCCCGAGCGUAAUGUGGUGAUGCGCUUGGCCGUCUGAACCCGGACCCGAGCCCCGUUAAAGGGCAACACAGCGCUCCUAGGUCUGCGAUCUCAGUCGGGCGCCGGGACUCCUCAGAAAAACAGAGCGACUUCGGGAAAGCUGGUGGUUGCGGAUGGCAUGGCGGACGCGGCCACUGAAAACGGCAGCUCUGCGGAGGAAAAUGCGAACCAGGCCGGGCACACCAAAUUGCUCCGGCUCCGCAUUGUGGCAGGCCACAGCUUGGCGAAGAAGGACAUCUUCGGUGCUAGUGAUCCCUAUGUGCGGAUUGACCUGGUCAAGGCAAAGGGGGAUGGCUACACAGUUUUGGAUUCCCUCUACACCAAAACAAAAAAAAAGACUCUACAUCCAAAGUGGGAUGAAGAAUUUGUGAUCAAGGUUGACCCUCAAGAACACAAAAUAAUUAUGGAGGUGUUUGACGAAAACAGACUGACUCGUGAUGACUUUCUUGGUCUGGUGGAGCUCUCGCUGGCGGGACUUCCGGUGGAACAGCCAGGGCGCCACAUACCGCACAAGUAUUAUCUCCUGAGAAGGCGUAGCAAUAAGUCCCGGGUGAAGGGCCACCUGCAGGUCUACCACGCCUUCCUGGCUGAGGGGGACGAGGCGACGCAGGAAAGCACUCCUCACUCUGCCGACGAGGGCUGGGAAGUGGUGGACCCCGAGGAGGUGCCCCAGGGAGCCAGCCAGGGCUUUUCCGGGACGGAGACGCCCCCCUCGCCCCUCCCCUCCGGCUGGGAGGAGAGGGAGGAUGCCUGCGGGCGCAUCUACUACGUCAACCACCUGGCACGCACCACCCAGUGGGAGAGGCCCACCCAGGGCAGCGACACUCGGGAGGAGGGAGCGGCGGCCCACCAGCGAAGCUUGGAGCUGGCGCAGGAGUUCCGGCGCCGGGUGCACAUCAGCGUGGAUGACACGGUGGACCAGGUGCCGGGCACUGACACCAGCCACCCCGAGGAGCCGCAGGUGCCGUCGCCGACGCCCGACGGCCUCCCGCCCAUGGAGGCCUGUGUGAGGCCCCCAGUCACCGGUCCUCAGCCUAGUCCCGAGGGGCUACCCUCUGGUUGGUCCCUACAAGUGGCCCCCAACGGAAGGCUCUUCUUCAUAGACCAUAACACCAAGACCACCACAUGGGUGGAUCCGAGGACGGGAAAGCCCAGCGACUUGCCGCGGCACGGCAGCCUCCCCGGAGGUCCUCAAAAUACCAUGGACGACCUCGGUCCUCUGCCCGACGGCUGGGAAGAGCGGAUACACACGGAUGGCCGGAUCUUUUUCAUCGACCACACGGCACGGAUCACGCAGUGGGACGACCCGCGGUUCAACAACCCAAACGUCGCUGGUCCUGCUGUGCCUUACUCCAGAGACUACAAGAGCAAGUAUGAGUACCUCAAGUCUAAGCUUCCCAAACCGCCGGGCAAUGUUCCAAACAAGUUUGAGCUAAAGGUGUCUCGGUCACGGAUCCUGGAGGACUCGUACCGGAUCCUGAGCGGAGUGACGUGCGUGGACCGGCUUCGCUCCAAGCUCUGGGUGGAGUUUGACGGGGAGGAGGUGCUGGACUACGGGGGCGCCUCCAGGGAGUUCUUCUACCUCCUCUCCCGGGAGAUGUUCAACCCCUACUACGGGCUUUUCGAGUACUCUGCCGCGGACAACUACACGUUGCAGAUCAACCCUUGCUCGGGGAUGUGCAACGAAGACCACCUGUCCUACUUCAAGUUCAUCGGGAGGAUGGCCGGCAUGGCGGUUUACCACGGCAAGCUCCUGGACGCGUUUUUCAUCCGGCCUUUCUAUAAGAUGAUGCUGGGCAAGCCUAUCACCAUCAAGGACAUGGAGUCGGUGGACACGGAGUACUACAACUCCCUACGCUGGAUCAUGGACAACGACCCGGCCGACCUCGACCUGCGCUUCUCCGUGGACGAGGACCUCUUCGGGCAGAUGCAGCAGCGGGAGCUGACGGCAGGCGGUGCUGACCUGGCGGUGACGCAGGAAAACAAGGGACGCUAUGUGGACCUGGUCAUCCAGUGGCGCUUUGCCUCGCGCGUGCGCCCACAGAUGAACGCGUUCCUCGAGGGGCUCAACGAGCUCGUGCCGCUCGCCCUCCUGCGCCUGUUCGACGAGCACGAGCUCGAGCUGCUCAUGUGCGGCAUCGGGCAGAUCGAUGUGCGCGACUGGCGGCGCCACACGGUGUACAAAGGCGGCUACCACGCCAACCACGUGGUGGUGCAAUGGUUCUGGCGCCUGGUGCUUUCGUUCAGCAACGAGAUGCGCUCGCGGCUGCUCCAGUUCGUGACGGGGACCUCGCGGGUGCCCAUGAACGGGUUCGCCGAGCUGCACGGCAGCAACGGGCCGCAGCCCUUCACGCUGGAGCGCUGGGGGAGCCCCAGCAACCUGCCCCGCUCCCACACCUGCUUCAACCGGCUGGACCUCCCGAUGUAUGAAAGCUACCAAGACCUGCGUGAAAAAUUGGUGCAGGCCAUCGAGGGAUCCGAAUCCUUUGGAGGGGUCGACUAGGGGCUCCUCUGCACACCGCCCUGCAGACGAAAGGGCCGCAACAGGGUCCAGGCCGCUUCCCCGUCACGGGGAAGCCGUGGCCGCCACGCCGCCGGGAACAAGUCAUUGAGCUGCACGCAACAAAAGUGCCUUCUGCCACGGGAGCCGCCGCGCUCCCGCCACCGCACUCGCCUGGACCACAAGUAUUUACACCCGGCAGGAAACGCCGUGCCGGAAUCUCGAUGGGCAUCUCCUCCACCACCCGCUCGGUAUGGGGCCGGAUCCACGCUCGUGGCGGUACGCGGACGCUUUGAAUGGUUUUGGCCGUGUGAGCUUGCCUGUCCUCGGUUUCAAGGCCGAUUCCCACAUUUGCAUUUGAGUGUCGAGUGUGGUAAGUUUCUUUCUAACCACUUUACAACACACUGACAUACUGGCACCAUCUAUUGGCAACGUGCGCGACCAAAAGCGACGCUGCGGUGGGCUUUCCAUGACUGGCCGAACGACAGGCGUAAGAACAUUGUCAGACUGCUAACUUAGACGGUGGUGAUCUAAGAAUGCGACGGCUCCUAGCUUCCAUCGCGUUUUUAUACGCAUCGUCGAGCUUGCCGUUGCAACCGGUGACUAGUGGCCAGCAUCGCAAGUCGUGACGUCGCGGAUGGAAACCCUAAAAGGGUGCCAUCGAAACAUCUCGGGGCUAAUUGGUUAGACCUGGUAGACCGCUUACCUGUGUAUAUCUAGACUGAAGUUUUUAGGUUUUACAGUACUUGCAAGAUCAAAUCUAUGCACCAUUUGUGAGAAAUAGACGCUUAUAGCAUUGUCAGAAUUACUUAGAGCGCACGGCGAGAGAAUCUUGCGUAACAAGUUAUAACAAUAUAUUUGCAAGUUGGAAGUGUUUCCAGGGCUCCCCUAUAGAUGGUGCCAGCGUGUCGAGAGCCUGCAAUGGAACGCGUCGCACUCAAACACAAGUGUGCGAACCGGCCCUUAGUUUACCACGAAUGAGGAUUGGGGUAGGACGUAUUCCUACCAAUUACCCACACACUGUUUUAUGCAGAAUUUUUGGUUGUUGUUGAUGUAUACAGGAGGAUGUUGAUAAAUUACUGCCGCUCGCAUCUGUGGCAGUUGAGUGUAAAAAAAAAAAUAAAUGCACAAAAUGUGAAUUUUGUUACCAGAUUUCUUAGCGUGGCUGCAGUGACCACGAAUUGUCUCAAUUUAAAGGGGAGAUGAAGAGAAUCGGAAGCUGUAGUUAUAGGGCAUCCUUAAGUCUUUCACAUCUUUGAUAACCCCGUGUUCUUCCAUGGAAAGAAACAUGCAGUGUAGUUUUUUGUUAUGUUGAGCACAUAAAAAAAUGUUCCGUGAAA